GUGUCAAGUGCAGUACACGGAAGUGGAAUGCGGUGGGAAGUGUGCGUGGGUCACAUAAAGGGGACAAGAGAGUUUUUGGACAGUAUGGAUGAAUGAAUACACUGAGGUUUACGGAUAUUUUCAUUUCAGUGGAGUGUGUAAUAUUAACAUGAAGUUGCUGAGUCUGAUUUUGGACUGAUUAGACUUUUCUCAUCAUCACUUCCUCCCUAACCUAAUUCCUGCCUCCAUUAUGUCACUGCUGACUCACGUGCUCGCCUGCCUCUUCGGGAUGGGCUCUUGGGUAGCCAUCAAUGGGAUGUGGGUGGAGCUUCCUCUAGUUGUCCAGGAGAUCCCAGAGCACUGGUACCUGCCGUCCUACUUGACUGUCCUCAUCCAGAUGGCGAACAUCGGCCCUCUAUUUAUCACCCUCAUGCACCGUUUUCGCCCUGGGACCCUAGACGAACGGCCUGUCGUCUACUUCAUUGUUGUGUUGGGUGUUAUUGCUACAUUCCUGCUGUCUUUCUUUUGGAAGAACACAGUGACAAUUGCUGGAUCCUUGCACAGUGUUCCUCUUCUGGUGUUAAGCUUUCUUCUCUCUGUAGUGGACUGCACGUCUUCUGUCACCUUUCUGCCCUUCAUGAUGCGCCUACACCCACAGUAUCUCACCACAUACUUUGCAGGUGAAGGCCUCAGUGGACUUGUGCCUGCUAUGGUGGCUCUGAUCCAAGGUGUUGGCGUGGUUCACUGUGAGAAUGUCACCCUCUUGGCUAACACAACAGCCGUUAAUUCAACUACAGCAGUGAGCGGAGACCUGCAAGCUGUCAGCGAACCAGCUAAAUUCUCUGCACAAAUAUUCUUUCUUUUCCUCAGCUCUAUGAUGGUUGUGUGUCUUAUAGCUUUCAUUCUGCUCAACUGUCACCCUGCUGUAUCCCGGGAAAGAAAAAGUAAUAUAUAUUAUGUCACUGAUCUCGCUCAGGAAAAGAGGGAUCAAGGGUUGUCACUACACUCUCAAUCUCCAGAACAAAAACCAAUGAUUAGUUCCCAGGAGAUGGCCAGGUGGGAACCCCGCAGCUCUUUUGGCAGGGGCACCUAUAGUAACUUUGAGGUGGUGUUUAUCUUUUUUGUACUUGCCUGGGUCAAUGCUUUGACCAAUGCAGUGCUGCCCUCAGUCCAGUCCUUCUCGUGUCUGCCUUAUGGGAACCAGGCAUACCAUCUGGCCGCCACCCUAGCAGCUGUUGCUAAUCCUAUGGCCUGUUUCAUCGCCAUGUUUGUACCACAGAGGUCUCUCAUUUUGAUGGGUGUCUUGACUUUAUGCGGGACUGGAUUUGGUGCCUAUAUCAUGGCAAUGGCGGCGUUGAGUCCUUGUCCACUGCUGGUCGAUAGUACAAGUGGAAGUGUAAUCAUAGUCUUCGCGUGGAUCCUAUUUGUCUUGACUUUAUCAUAUGUAAAAGUCAUUAUUGGAGUAAUCCUCAGAGAUGAAGGACACAGCGCCCUUGUGUGGUGUGGAGCAGUAGUGCAGCUGGGGUCAAUGGUCGGAGCUGUGUCCAUGUUUCCAGUUGUGAGUCUUUAUGGACUGUUUAAAUCAGGUGAUGCCUGCAACACAAAGUGCCCAAUAUAAAUAAUCCACAUGCCUUAUUAAGUUAAUGAUAAUAUUAUGAACUUGGACUAAAAGAGCUUUACGUUUUGUUUGUUUGUUUUUUUUCUUUUUGUUGUUACACUUUUUGUGGAGAUGGUCUGGAACCUAAGAUAUCUGUGAACAUUUUGUUACAAAAAAUAAUGUUUGAUUUCAUGUGUGAGGUCAAAAGUAUACUUGAACAUAAGUAGCCUACUGAAAGUUACAACAAUCAGCCUUAUUAGUAAAUGUGCAGAAAAUGAUAAUAAUAAUAAUAAUAAUAAUAAUGUUGUUUACAGUAUGGACUUUAUAAAUGUUACCAGAACACAAGCUUGAUUUAAGUUUAUCAUUCAUGUGUUUUAAAAAAAUAUUGAAAAUAAAAUUACUGUUGGUGAAAAAAAUGUAUCAGUAUCAGUAGUGAAACAAAAACUACUUCAAGAUCUAUUUUACAUGUUGAAGGAUUAAAUUGAUGGG
Periophthalmus magnuspinnatus is the source of this 2065-nucleotide messenger RNA. It is a transcript of the gene slc52a3-2b, whose product is annotated as solute carrier family 52, riboflavin transporter, member 3-B. Gene Ontology annotation, molecular function: riboflavin transmembrane transporter activity. The coding region runs from base 230 to 1597 and encodes 455 amino acids. The transcript is spliced from 4 exons. Gene Ontology annotation, biological process: riboflavin transport. Gene Ontology annotation, cellular component: plasma membrane. The record is from RefSeq and is a predicted model, not a curated record. NCBI's taxonomy places the organism in Eukaryota, Metazoa, Chordata, Actinopteri, Gobiiformes, Gobiidae.